GGAAGUCAAAAUGUAAUACACUCUCAUCACGAGAUUCAAUCAUUUAUGUACUCAAUAAUUCUUUCUUUUUUUUUGGUUUCUCUUAUUUUCCUAAAUAACAAAAUAAUAACCCCAUAACUGUAACUGUCGUGGAGCCUAAAAGUUUGAAGUAUUUAACCGAAAGUAGCAAAAAAAGUGCAUGAAGCUUUGCUUAAAAGAUUUGAAAAGUACUUCCUGAUUCAGCCUGACGCUUGGGAUGCUGUUAUUGCCGCUAUUUCUGUCCCUGACAUUAAGUUGCGAUUUGUGAAAGCUCUUUUAGAAACAGCUAAAACGCAAACAGAAGAGGAAGUUAAAAAAAUGUUCAACACUUAUGUGGUCAAGUAUGGAAAAGUAGCCUGUGCCAAAACUCGUAUUCUACCUCAACCACCUCAAAAAACAUUUUUUGACUUCGGGGAUGAAAGUAAUGAUAUUAGCAUACAAUGUGGUUCCACUGACUCGGAAAAUUAUCUGCAAGAAACGCUAUUAUACCUGGCCGAACGAGAAGAAACAACAAGUUGCCUAAAUAAAUAUCAGGCUAUUAAAAACGUAUUUUUAAAAUAUAAUACCCCAUUACCGUCAUCUGCACCUGUAGAACGGUUGUUUUCAUUCGCUGGAAUUGUAAAUCAGUCUAGAAGGCAAAAACUCAGCGAUGCAAAUUUUGAAAUGCUUGUGUUAAGUUCACAGGAUGUGACGGCUGUUGAGGUGGACGCCACUGACGGAGUUAGAAUAAUACUGGUUUGA
This is a messenger RNA of Anastrepha ludens (Mexican fruit fly), 759 nucleotides long. RefSeq lists its product as uncharacterized. The record is from RefSeq and is a predicted model, not a curated record. The coding region runs from base 337 to 759 and encodes 140 amino acids. NCBI's taxonomy places the organism in Eukaryota, Metazoa, Arthropoda, Insecta, Diptera, Tephritidae. The transcript has 3 exons.